CGCCAUGGGGUACAGUUAGUGACAAGGCACUCACUUCAUCGCUUUCGUAUAUUCGCAGCGAUCAUCAUCACCUCUUGUCUUCUUCGAUCACGUUCAUUCGCUUGUCUUCCAAAUGAAGGCUUUAGUCUGUCACAUUCACAGCAAGUGGCGGAGAUGUCCGUCCACUCCGUUGUCCCUCGCGUUCCGUGUGCUCCUGGAGCCGCAUUCGAGUCACCGCCUGCCCCGUACACGCCCAGCCAUGUGUCUGCGAAACAACUCGAGCUCCAGCAGUGCGGCAGCCCUCACAGUGCCGCCUCCAUCGACGCUAACAUCCAAGGAUCCCGUCCGGGUGCUCGUGACUGGCGCUGCAGGACAGCUCGCCUAUUCGCUGGCACCUAUCAUAGCCAAGGGACACGUGUUUGGCCCUGACCAGCCCGUGAUCUUGCACCUGCUGGACGUCCCCAAGGGGAUGAAGGCCCUCGACGGCGUCGUCAUGGAGCUCUUCGACUGCGCCUUCCCUCUGCUCAAGGACGUGGUUGCCACGGACGACGAGAAGACGGCGUUCUCCGGCAUCGACGCAGCCUUCCUGGUCGCUUCGGUGCCCAUCAAGGAUAGCAUGGUGCGCAGGCAUCUGCUGGUCGCCAACACCAAGAUGUACAAAAGCCAAGGGCGCGCCCUCGACCAGUACGCCAAGAAGUCCGUUAAGGUACUUGUGGUGUGCAACCCGGCCAACACGAUUGCUCUGGUCUGCUCCAAGUACGCGCCCUCUAUCCCCAAGGAGAACUUCUCGGCCUUGACGCGCCUCGACCACAACAGGGCCAAGAUGCAGAUUGCGCAGAAGCUGAACGUGACGGCUGGGGACGUGCGCAACGUGAUCAUCUGGGGCAACCACUCCUCCACCCAGUUCCCGGACGCUAGCCACGCGUCGGUCACCUUAAACGGUCAGCGCGUCAAGGUCACCGAUGCCAUAAAAGACGAAGCCUAUUUCCGGGGCGAAUUCCUCACCAUGGUGCAGGAGCGUGGAACAGAAGUUUAUGAGGCACGCAAGCUCACCAGCGCCAUGUCGGCAGCUAAGGCGGCGGCUGACCACGUGCAUGACUGGUGGCACGGCACCCCUGAGGGCGAGUGGGUGUCCAUGGCGGUGAUGAGCGACGGUUCGUACGGGUCGCCGGCGGACGUGGUGUUCAGCUACCCGGUGCAGAUCGAUGCCCAGCGGCGCUGGCGCAUCGUGGACGGACUGUCCAUGUCGGACUUUGCCCGGGAGAAGCUCGCCGUCUCUGGCAGGGACCUCGUUGACGAGCGCAGCGAGGCGCUGGCCGUCUGCAAGCUUGACUGACGAUGCGGUCGAACUCUGAAGGUCGACCUCUCCGCCUCGUCCUCCUGCCUGCUCCAAUUUCGACAGUGACCGAUUUACCCAUUCUCGAAUACAGUCACCUUAUGCUUUCUAGAUUUGAGAAUGGUGUCUUUGAGACUAAUCUACUCGGCUAUGUGUGGUAUGCAAAAAAAUAAAACAAGAUACAUCCGCUGUGGUGUGGCGACUCGUUAAGGUUCGAUCAAAUAAAAUUUAAAUGGACUAAGAAUUCGAACGUAGUUAUAUGAUUCAAUAUAACUAAACUAGAGUCCCGUCAAUUCAACUUUCUUUAAUUCUAUUUUUCCAUCAAUUAUAGAUACCAACUGAAGGUCCCGACUGGCACCUGGCCAUUUUCGUGGGCCAGAACUAGAAAUUGGCUUAUUCGUACACAAUUGGUCAGCACACACGCAGGUUACAGUGGACUAAAAGUAUUCUAGUACACUGUACGCAGGUGACUGGUCUUGGCAGCGCAAUUGGGGCAACACUGAAUGCGUCGAAGACACGUUAUCUCCCGACCAAAGCUCCAAUUUUCGGCCUGUUCUUGGCAGAGUAUCAAGCGAGAACGACACUCCACAGUGAAUGAUUACCGUAUUUACGCAAUUCAAAGAGCACUUAAUUAAAAAUAAACAGAGUUAUGAAAAUUGCCUCGGAGUUGCAAACGGAUACGAAACCGGAACCACUUUCGCGGCGUUGGUUAUAGUGUCAGCGUCGUUGUCAUCACCGGACAAUUUUUCUCAAAGGUGGCGACAAACUCUAGUUGGCGACGGCGACGCGCCACUUUCGUUACGAAAGCUCAUUCAGAAGAAUUUACCUCGUCGCGUGUUCUGCAUGUGCUGGCUUUUUGGGCAUGUCGCAGGACGAACUGGUGGAGUGGUUAUUCUAGGCAUGGGUCACCAUUGUAUUAACGAUGUGUGCCGAGCGGUGUCACGCGGAAUGUGAAAUGCAGUGCAACGCACGGAGAACGACACGGUUGUGAUGCAUAGCAGUAAUAUGUUCUUUGAGGAUGGCGGCGAUGUAAAUUAGGUGUAAAUAAAUUGCCAUUCCCUGAAUGGAAACUCAA
Molecule: messenger RNA, 2390 nt
Organism: Dermacentor albipictus
Lineage: Eukaryota; Metazoa; Arthropoda; Arachnida; Ixodida; Ixodidae
Product: malate dehydrogenase, cytoplasmic-like
Biological process (GO): oxaloacetate metabolic process; tricarboxylic acid cycle; malate metabolic process
Cellular component (GO): cytosol; mitochondrion
Molecular function (GO): L-malate dehydrogenase (NAD+) activity
Source: RefSeq, a predicted model, not a curated record